AUGGCGGGUCGUGGCAAAACUCUCGGAUCUGGGGCCGUGAAGAAGGCAACAACGAGGAGUAGCAAAGCCGGUCUUCAAUUUCCGGUGGGUCGUAUCGCUCGUUUUCUGAAGAAAGGCAAGUACGCCGAACGUGUUGGUGCCGGAGCGCCGGUGUACUUAGCCGCCGUUCUCGAAUACCUAGCCGCCGAGGUUUUGGAAUUGGCUGGAAACGCGGCGAGGGACAACAAGAAGACUAGGAUUGUUCCGAGGCACAUUCAACUCGCGGUGAGGAACGACGAGGAAUUGAGCAAAUUGCUCGGCGAUGUGACCAUUGCUAGUGGAGGUGUGAUGCCGAACAUCCACAAUCUUCUUCUUCCCAAGAAGACCGGUGCUUCAUCGAAACCAUCUGGUGACGACGAUUAG
Thlaspi arvense is the source of this 402-nucleotide messenger RNA. The record is from the annotation of a GenBank genome assembly. Lineage: Eukaryota; Viridiplantae; Streptophyta; Magnoliopsida; Brassicales; Brassicaceae.